GUUGUUGUAGUGCCUUGCGGGCUGACUGCGCAUACAACUUCAGAGGAUCGGAACUCUCUUCUUUCUAAGGCCUUGGAGUUGACGGAACGCCUUUCCCGAGUGCGUUGUCCCAAAGCUGGUCAGUGUCGUGGAGCUUCUGCACCGACUGGUCAUUCUUGUAGAGUUCCAUUGCGCAUUCACCUGGACGAUCGCCAGCAUAUCUCUCCCGGCUGGAAGUUCAAUCACUGGGAGCUCAAGGGUGUUCCAAUCCGCCUCGAGAUCGGACCUAAAGAUAUUGCAGCUAAGGAAGUUACUUUGGUGCUUCGAUACAAUUCGAUGAAG
Protopolystoma xenopodis is the source of this 321-nucleotide messenger RNA. The record is from the annotation of a GenBank genome assembly. Lineage: Eukaryota; Metazoa; Platyhelminthes; Monogenea; Polystomatidea; Polystomatidae.